This is a messenger RNA of Amoebophrya sp. A120, 247 nucleotides long. The record is from the annotation of a GenBank genome assembly. NCBI's taxonomy places the organism in Eukaryota, Dinophyceae, Syndiniales, Amoebophryaceae.
GCUCAGACCUAUUCCAGGAGUCCCAAAUCUCCCAUAAAAAAUAGGUGUUUCGGACUAGUGAGCAUCCUCCACCAGGAAGGGAGUUCAUGGCGCCUCGUUCUGUCUGGAUCGUUGCAGCUGGAGACGUGAUUCAAUGGGGCGGAGUCAAAUCGCUUCUGGCCGGAGCCCUAGUAGGCAGCCCGGCGCCCGUCGGUGUCGGCUCUUCUUGCGCGCAAAGCGCCCAGCCCGGCUGUCCCCGUAACGCGAC